AUGGCGAGGGUAGCCAAAAUAGAUAAGAAGCUUAAUAGAUAUUUGCUGGAAACUGGUUAUCACAGAUGGUCUCAGAUAGAUGCAAUAGUAAAAAGAACAUGGAUAUUGACUUCAACCAUAGCUGAAUCAAUAAACAAUGCUACUAUGAGAGCUCGGGAACUGCCGGUGGCAAAAUUACUAAAUUUCAUGAGGAAAUUGGUUGAAAUAUGGAAUGCGAAACACAACGAGGAAGCAAAUAAUACAUUCACAGAUCUUACUAAAAAGUACCAAGAAAACAUCAAGGAUAAUCGGGUACGAGCUUCCAUUGAAUUCCUACAUACAGUUAUUGAUGGUUCUAAGAGGUUCAGAGUGUGCCUUCAAGCUAGGACGUGUAGUUGUGGAAGAUUUCAACUGGAUGAGAUACCAUUUAAGCCUUUUCCAUGCGAAAGUACAUGGAAUUUACCAAUUAAUGUAAAGGAAGAGAUUGUGUUGCCACCAGAUUACAAAAGACCAGCUACCAAAAGAAUGAAAUCAUUUUAUGAGGGAAAAUUCAAGAAAUCAACAAUGACGUGCAGCAGAUGUAGUAUAGAAGGUCACAAUACGAAGACUUGUAGCAAUAUUCCACAGGGCAAUUAA
Lycium barbarum (goji berry) is the source of this 615-nucleotide messenger RNA. RefSeq lists its product as uncharacterized. Lineage: Eukaryota; Viridiplantae; Streptophyta; Magnoliopsida; Solanales; Solanaceae. The record is from RefSeq and is a predicted model, not a curated record. Bases 1 to 615 code for a protein of 204 amino acids. The transcript has 3 exons.